UUAAAAUGUAAAUAUCCAACAUGGCGGCCUCCGUAGAUGACAUGUUUUCUCGCUGCGUGGAUCCAGUCAAAGCAAGUAAUUGCGUGGAUGUCCGAUUUAUCAAUAAUGUCAAGGGCAAAGGGUUAUUCGCCAAAAAAACUUUCAAAAAAGGAGACACCAUUUUUGUUGAACGACCUCUAGUCUCAUCUCAGUUCUUGUGGAAUGCCUUGUACAAAUACAAAGCAUGUGAAUACUGUCUGCGUGCUCUGGAGACUGCAGAAGAGAAUGCCAGAAGGUUGAGUGGUCUGCCAGCUCUCAUCUUACCCCAUCCUGAGUUAUGUAAGGUGCGACCUGACAGACACCAGACCUGUCCACAAUGUAAGGUGAUGUACUGUAGUCCUGAGUGCCGACAGGCUGCAAUGGAUCAGUACCAUAAAAUCCUGUGUCUCGGCCCAUCCCAUGAUGAUCCUGAUCAUCCAGUCAACAAGCUGCAGGAUGCGUGGAGGAGUGUACACUACCCUCCAGAAACCUCCAGUGUCAUGAUACUGGCAAAGAUGGUUGCCACAAUCAAGCAGACUCAAGAUAAGGAACGCUGGCAGCGGUUGUUUACUAAUUUUUGUAGCCGUACAGCAAACGAGGAGGAGGAAAUAGUUCAUAAAUUGCUGGGAGAGAAGUUUCAGGGACAGUUGGGUUUGCUGCGUAAUCUGUUUACCACAGCACUCUAUGAAGAUCGUCUCAGUCAGUGGUUCACUCCAGAGGGAUUUCGCUCUCUCUUUUCACUUGUUGGGACCAACGGUCAGGGUAUUGGUACCAGUUCUCUGAGUCAGUGGGUUCAUGCUUGUGAUGCGCUGGAGCUUCCCCGCCAGCAGAGGGAGCAACUGGAUGCGUUUAUCGACCAGCUUUACAAGGACAUCGACAAAGAGACCGGCGAUUUCCUCAACUGUGAAGGCUCUGGUCUUUUCCUCCUGCAAAGCUCCUGUAACCACAGCUGCGUUCCCAAUGCGGAGGCUUCGUUUCCAGACAACAACUUCCUCCUUCACCUCACGGCCCUCUGUGACAUCGGCCCUGGAGAGGAAAUUUGCAUCAGCUACCUGGACUGCUGUCAGCGAGACAGGAGUCGUCAUAGCCGGCACAAGAUCUUGAGGGAGAAUUAUUUAUUCAUCUGUUCCUGUCAGAAGUGCUUGUCCCAGAUGGAUGAUGCGGAUAUGACAUCAGAAGAUGAGGAGGAAGUGGAAGGAGAGGGAGAAACAGAAGGGGAAGACAUGGAGGAUGAAAUGACAGAUGUGUGAUUUCAGACAGGUUUCCCUUCUCACCCAAACCCCAUCACUUGUUUGUGGACCUCUACAAAGAUCCCUGAAACCCACCAAAGGGUGUAAUACCCAUUGCAGUUGAGACUCACAGUAGCACUACAGUUGUUUGGCUGUUAUAUAACCUUCAUAUCAAAGCCUAUGCAAAAUAUAAGCGCAGUAUUUUUAUCA
Danio aesculapii is the source of this 1457-nucleotide messenger RNA. RefSeq names its product SMYD family member 5 (gene smyd5). The coding region runs from base 21 to 1268 and encodes 415 amino acids. Gene Ontology annotation, molecular function: protein binding; histone H4K20 methyltransferase activity. The transcript has 13 exons. The record is from RefSeq and is a predicted model, not a curated record. Lineage: Eukaryota; Metazoa; Chordata; Actinopteri; Cypriniformes; Danionidae.